Molecule: messenger RNA, 2029 nt
Organism: Bufo gargarizans (Asiatic toad)
Lineage: Eukaryota; Metazoa; Chordata; Amphibia; Anura; Bufonidae
Gene: CFL2
Product: cofilin 2
Exons: 4
Coding region: 224-727 (167 amino acids)
Biological process (GO): actin filament severing; actin filament fragmentation; cell motility
Cellular component (GO): actin cortical patch; actin cytoskeleton; cytoplasm
Molecular function (GO): actin filament binding
Source: RefSeq, a predicted model, not a curated record
CAGUUCAUCAGGCUACCCUCUCUUUGCCUUUCCCACUCUUCCCUUAGCCUGUCCUUAUAUCGUGACUCUCUGCGUUUCAUUUCUGCUCUCCUUUCCUGGCCAUCUCUUCUUUACUGCAGUUGUCUGACACUCUACCCUCUGCCUCAUUUACUGGAGUUCUUGGCAAGUUUGGAAUUAGGAGCAAGCCCCGAAUACCUAGAGCUCUCCCUACACAAAGCCCAGCAUGGCAUCUGGCGUGACAGUAAAUGAUGAAGUUAUCAAAGUUUUCAAUCAGAUGAAGGUGAGAAAAGCUCAGUCUCCUGAAGAGAUAAAGAAAAGGAAGAAGGCUGUACUGUUUUGUCUGAGCCCUGAUAAGAAGGAAAUAAUUGUGGAGGAGGCCAAGCAAAUCUUGGUGGGAGACAUUGGAAACACAGUUGAGGACCCUUACAGGACCUUUGUCAAUCUUCUACCACUUGACGACUGUCGAUAUGGACUGUAUGAUGCUACUUAUGAGACCAAGGAGUCCAAGAAAGAGGAUCUCGUCUUCAUUUUCUGGGCACCUGACAAUGCACCUCUAAAAAGCAAGAUGAUUUAUGCCAGUUCAAAAGAUGCAAUUAAGAAGAAGUUCACAGGUAUCAAACACGAGUGGCAAGUGAAUGGCAUGGAUGAUAUUAAAGACCGAUCCAACCUGGCAGAUAAACUAGGAGGGAACGUGGUUACUUCAUUGGAAGGAGUUCCAUUAAAAUGAAGGAAAUUCUUGUAUUUUGGAAGCUUACAAUAAUUUAAGUAGCAGUUCCUGUUAUGACUAUAGGAAGUUUUUUUUUUAUUUAUUGAUUUUCUUUUCAAUUUCCUUUUACCUCUAUGAACUGAAUAAACCCUUUUGGUGCUUGAGAGAUGAAGUGAAGAACUAACAAAAGUACAACCAUAGUCAAACUUAAUGGAAAAGCAUUAAGGGUUUGUUCAUACAGCCUUGGAAUUGAUCCUGGCAAAGGAUAGCGCUUUCAGUUAAUUUGGAUGUCUUUAUACUUUUCUUUAAAAAAAAAAAAAAAACAGAAGCUAAAAAUAAGCUGUAAAAUGCAAGUGUAAAUUAAGCCUAAUGUAUGAUUUAAAUUCGGAUCCUCUGCCUUAAGCCAGUCACAGCCGAGCGAGUUCAGUGCGAGAAUCUCACAGCGUGUUAGUGCGAGUUGCCGUUUUGAACUCUGCUCCUCCGACAAGAUUGCACAGCAUUAUACUGAUUUUUAUAAUGCUGUGUGAUUCUGAGAGACUUGGAAUAUACUAAAUUAUACUAACAGCAUUAUGUCAGUGUUAAUGCAACAGAUUUCAGGUCUCGCAGGGUCACACAGCAUUAUAAAUCAUUAUAAUGCUGUUCAAUCCUGUCAGAGGAGCGAGGCCAGAACGAGAAAUCGCAUGGACACACGCAGCGAGUUUCUCGCACUGAACUCACUCGUCUGUGACUGAUCUUAAACUUAAUGUACUUUUUUUAACAGCAUGCCGUUUCUAGGUCUAACAUUCUGUUUCAAAUUAAAAUAUAAAAUCCUAUCUGCCUGCAGCCACCUCUAGGGGAAGCGCACAAGCUUUCUGCAAACAGUCUUUAUAAUUGAGUUUGGUGUGUAAUAUGCUACUAUAUUCCCCCUAGUGAUGGCUGCAUGCCAACAGAAUUUUAUUCUUUAAUGUGGUUGUCUCAUGGCGGCAACCCUGUCCAUUUUCCUUAGUCAGCAUAUGGACCUCAUAGAGGGGGAUCCUCUGUUUGGGACCCCUCCUCUAUGUCCUAGAACAGAGGGCCGCUCUGACAGACCCUAUAAAUGUAAGCAUUACAUCGACGACCAUUCACAGAAAUGGCCAUUAUGUAAUUCUAUGUUUUUCCUGCAGUAAAAGUGGAGAUGUAUGCCUUAUGCCUUAAUGCAGUAUUCCCACAGUAACAAUCGCUUACAACUGCGGGAUAGAUAAGCAGGAACUGCUGCGAUCAGUUGGUUAAUACACCAUAUUUUUUUAUAAAAUGGCGUUAUUUUCAUGAGCCACCCCCUUUAACGUGUAUACAGGCGAUUUGGUG